CACUGCUCGGCGCUUCCACACAGCUGCUUAGCGUCUCAGCUCGGCUCGGGGAGUUCCCUGCAUGCUUUCUGCUAACGGAACGAGACCCCGCGACGGUUUAGAGCGUGGAGCCUGCCAACGUUUACUACAAGCACUGAUGUAGCAGCUCUCUCUACCUCUGCUCCCCAGUGCCUCACUGCAUGACCUCAGACAACAGAUAGGAAGCCCACAAAGGAGAAACAGCCCAUUCCUCACCCCGGGCUCCUGAUGAUGAUGCUCAGCGUUUGGCUCAUCUUUAGCAGAACGAGCAGCAGACAUUGUUCUACAUAGGUGUUGAAAACCUCCACUGGGGCUUGGGGAGUCAUUAAAGUUAUCCCCUUGCCCACCCCCUCUCCCCGUUUAUCCUCUUGAAUCUUUAAGAUUAUAUAUAUUUUUCUCCUGGUUGGCUUGAGUCCGGUUCUGCCGGCCGUGUGACUUUUCAAAACUGGGGCGGGAUUCAUGGGAUGCGACCAUGUCGGAUCUCAGUGAGCGUAGGCCGGUCAACACGGACUAUGCUGUCUCCCUGCUGGAGCAGCUCAAGUUCUUCUAUGAACAGAAGUUACUGACUGACGUUGUCCUGCUGGUGGAGGACACAGAGUUCCCGUGUCACAAGAUGGUCCUGGCCACGUGUAGCUCCUAUUUCAGGGCGAUGUUCAUGAGUGGCCUCAGCGAGAGCACGCAAACCCAUGUCCACCUGAGGAAUGUGGACGCAGCCACCCUGCAGAUUAUUAUCACCUACGCCUACACGGGCAACCUGGCCAUCAGCGACAGCACAGUGGAACCGCUCUACGAGACCGCCUGCUUCCUACAGGUUGAGGAUGUCUUGCUGCAGUGCAGAGACUAUCUGGUGAAGAAGAUAAACGCUGAGAACUGUGUCCGCAUGCUGAGCAUUGGUGACCUCUACAGCUGCAGCGAGCUGAAGCAGAGCGCCAAGCGUAUGGUGGAGCACAAGUUCCCCAAAGUGUACCGACAGGAGACCUUCCUUCAGCUGUCCCAUGAGCUGCUGAUAGACAUCCUGAGCAGCGACAACCUCAACGUGGAGAAAGAGGAGACUGUGCGUGAGGCCGCCAUGCUGUGGUUGGAGUAUAACAUGGAGGCACGUUCGCAGCACCUGUCCUCUGUGCUCAGUCAGAUUCGCAUCGAUGCGCUGUCUGAGGUGACCCAGCGUGCCUGGUUCCAGGGUCUGCCACCUAACGACAAGUCCGUUGUGGUCCAGGGCCUCUACAAAUCUAUGCCCAAGUUCUUCAAGCCACGGUUAGGCAUGACUAAAGAGGAGAUGCUGAUCUUCAUGGAGGCCAUGUCAGAAACUCACGGCGAGGGUUAUGUGUUGUCCUCGUCCAUGUCUACCACAGUAGUGUGUUACAGCCCACAGGCAGAGAAAGUUUACAAGCUCUGCAAUCCCCCAGGAGACCUGCAGAAGGUGGGAACACUCGUGACCCCUGAAAACGACGUGUUCAUCGCUGGUGGGCAGAUCCCUCUCAAAAACUCCAUCUCCAACCAUGGCAAGAGUGGCAAGUUACAGGCGGUUUUCCGCUCAGUUGAUAGUUUCUUCUGGUUUGAUGCCCAGCAGAACUCCUGGGUGCCCAAAACCCCCAUGCUGUGUGCCCGAAUCAAGCCUUCGCUAGUCUACUGCGAUGGCUAUAUCUAUGCAAUCGGAGGGGAUAAUGUCGGAGGAGAGCUGAAUAAACGCACGGUAGAGCGCUACGACUGUGAGAAGGAUGAGUGGGCCAUGGUGAGCCCGCUACCGUUCGCCUGGAACUGGAGCACCUCUGUGGUGGCGCACAACUGCAUUUACGUGAUGACCCAUGAUUUGAUGUACUGCUACCUGCCCCGAGCAGACACCUGGGUGGAGAUGGCCAUGCGCAAGACGAGCCGCUGUUUCGCAUCCGCAGCUGCAUUUGGAGAUCUCAUUUUCUACAUCGGUGGCCUCCACGUCGUCAGCAAUUCCGGCAUCCGCCUGCCGACGAGCACCAUUGACGGUUCCUCUGUAACUGUGGAGAUUUACGACGUCAAGAAGAAUGAGUGGCGCGUGGCGGCAAACAUCCCUGCCAAGCGCUACUCAGACCCGUGCGUGCGGGCUGUGGUGCUGCUCAACUCGCUUUGCAUUUUCAUGCGUGAAACCCACAUGAACGAGCGUGCCAAGUACGCCAUCUAUCAGUAUGAUGUGGAGCUCGACCGCUGGUUCCUGCGGCAGCCUGUGUCCGAGCGUGUGCUAUGGGAUCUAGGCAAGGACUUCCGCUGUACGGUGGGAAAGCUGUACCCCUCCUGUUUGGAGGAAUCCCCCUGGAAACCUCCAACAUACCUUUUCUCCCCCGAUGGUGCGGAGGAGUUCGAGGUGGACGGUGAGCUGGUGGCCCUCCCUAACGUAUAGCUCUUAAGCUCCCCUCUCCUAACUUUCCAACUGAACUGGCAGACUAUAUUACUGAGGAAUAAACCAUAAGGGGAGGGGGCUCAUUGGAUCGCUAGAAAACAAAAGGAUUUGACGUUCUGUGUUGUUGAGGGAGCUUUGGACUUCGGAGGUUGUUGCUGACAAGCAGUGCAGCCCAAAAAUGAGUUUGGAGCAAAAUAAUACCCCCCUCAAAAAUAUUAGUAAUCUUUAAAAAAUAAUGUUUUUUGUUUUUUUGGUUCAUUGGUUUUCUUUUUUCUUGCCAGUGACAUCUGUUUAGAUUUUCCUGCAUUUGUCAUACUGUUUCAACUAGAGCCCGACUGAUAGCAGAUGGGCAUGAUAUAACUGAUCGGCAUGAGGUCAUUCAGGGGUCAUAAAGGUUAUCCAAGUGGAUUAGACUCCAGUGUUUCCCAUAAAUUAGAAUUCUGUUUGUGGUGGUCACUUCCUGAAAGGAAUAAAUAAAUAGUACUGUUUUAUAAGGUGCUACUCUGCAAUUUUUAAUUGCCUUGGUCUCUGUGACAAAUAAGUGCAAUAUAAUCAGCUACCUCUCCAGUGAGUCUUUCAUCCCUCAGUGUUGAACUGCUGCUGGCGCCGGUAGGCAGGUUCUGGUUUAAGUGAUCCCUCCUGCUCCCAGGAGGAGGAGACUUAUCAGCAGGAGUCCACCACAUGGGUAAAGGCUCUCUGGAGAGGCAGCUGAGUGAUAUUGAGGACCGCCACAGCACGAGCCAGUCAGUGGGGAAAUAUGAAGCAGAAAGGGUGUGAACUUUCAAAAUAAGUGUCUAAAUUCUGCUAAAGUUGCCAAACAUAUUUUGGAGAUCUUGCUUCAAUAACAUCUGCAUGUGGGGAAACACUGGACUCCGUUGUUUACAUUACACUCAGCACUGUCUGCAGCACAUGUAGCAGAGUAGGAAACACAACAUCAAAUCACUCUUCGUCCCAUGACGGGUAUUGAACAGUCCGCCUCCAACAGUAAAUGAUCAUAAAUGAUAAUGAUCGCAUAAUUUUCCUUUUUGAGUAUAAUCUGAAAUGCUGUGUGUAUGCUGGUCAGCCACAACAUUAAAACUGCUUUUUCCCCACUCUCAAGGAUGGGCAUUUCAAGCCAUGUUACAUACUGAUAUUCACUGGGAACUAUUGAACAGUUGUGAUUGGUAGCUUCACCUUUAGGAGAUUGCACUGCACCUCAUUUUCGUUUACUUUUCUGAACUUUUCUAACAGUUGUAAGUCACCACUGGCUUUUAGGUUAACACAUUAAUCUCACUGAGCCAUGCAUGUUCACAGUCCAGCAUAUUAGUUGUGGUCUGCACCAGCCUCUAGGUGGAUUACAUUAUAGCCUACCAGAUACUAGUGUUUUUUUUGUUUGUUUGUUUUUUUUUGUUUUUUUAAGACCAGCAGUGGUUGUGUAACCUAUGCUAAAAUCACUACAUCCAUACUUCUGUUUACAAUACAAUGCAGUUUGUUUCUAAGCUCCCGGACUCCUCAAGCGUCCUGUGUCCAUUUCCUGAAGAGUCAAAGCUGUUCAGGCUUCAGGCAGGUGGUUCUAAUAUUGUGGCUGAUUGGAGUCUGUAAUAUUCACAGCUAUACAGAAUUUCUAAUUAAAAAUUGGCAUCUGCACCAAAUGUCCAGCAUCGUUCGGGCUCUAGUUUCUACAAUGUGAUAAUCUAAACAUCAGCUGAUGAUGAGGAUGAUGAUGCACUUAACUGGUAAACCUUCUCGUAAAUGACAAUGGCAACUGUACCAAAAUGACCCCCC
Messenger RNA from Archocentrus centrarchus (flier cichlid), 4153 nucleotides. It is a transcript of the gene kbtbd2, whose product is annotated as kelch repeat and BTB (POZ) domain containing 2. Lineage: Eukaryota; Metazoa; Chordata; Actinopteri; Cichliformes; Cichlidae. Gene Ontology annotation, molecular function: protein binding. The record is from RefSeq and is a predicted model, not a curated record. The coding region runs from base 491 to 2389 and encodes 632 amino acids. The transcript is spliced from 4 exons.